Messenger RNA from Coregonus clupeaformis (lake whitefish), 2308 nucleotides. RefSeq names its product disintegrin and metalloproteinase domain-containing protein 10-like. Gene Ontology annotation, biological process: Notch signaling pathway; membrane protein ectodomain proteolysis. Gene Ontology annotation, cellular component: plasma membrane. Lineage: Eukaryota; Metazoa; Chordata; Actinopteri; Salmoniformes; Salmonidae. Bases 60 to 2114 code for a protein of 684 amino acids. Gene Ontology annotation, molecular function: metalloendopeptidase activity. The transcript has 15 exons. The record is from RefSeq and is a predicted model, not a curated record.
ACAGGUAAGCAGCUAUAGAGAGAGAGAGAGGGAGGAAGGAAAGAAGCACAGAAGACAUCAUGAAUACACCCCAAUACUGCUUUCUGAUGUUGCUUAUCUACUCAGGUGGACCCAAUGCAGGAGCUCUGAAUGGUAUUAGCCCAUUCAUAAGGCAUUACGAAGGCUUGUCAUAUGAUCGUGAGGCCUUACACAGGAGACACCAGCGCGCCAAACGAGAGACACAGCCUCAGGACCAGACACUGCAGCUGGACCUCAGAGCUUUUCUCAGGACCUUCCGGUUGCGUCUGAGGCGAGACACGACGGGAUUAACAGAGCCUUUUAAAGUCUUCUCUGAAAACAGAUCAAGUACAGCAGACCUCUCCCAUCUAUAUUCUGGAGAACUUGAAGAUGAGAGGGGAUCUUCCUGUCACGGCUCUGUCAUCCAGGGCCAGUUUGAGGGUUCUGUCCUCACAGCCAAUGGGACGUAUUACAUAGAGCCCGUCCACAGAUACACCAGCCAGCCCUCACAACACCACUCCAUCAUUUACCAUGAAGACGACAUCGAUGCUCCUCCCAUGGGAAGCAGCCGUGACGGGUUUUGUGGUGCAGAACGUCUGCAGCGCCUUGCCCAAAGCCUCAGACCCAAUCAGGAAGUUCCAGUGUCCAGGUCGAAGAGAACAUUGGACCAGUCUAAAACCAGCUGCCUACUCCAUCUCCAUGCUGACCACUUCUACUACAGGAAGUUCAAGAGUGUCGAGGCUGUUGUGGCUCAGGUUGCCUCCUACGUGAGAGCGGUGAAUGAUAUUUAUGACAAGGCCGACUUUGACGGACUCAAGCUAAUCAACUUCAAAGUGAAAUCCCUCAGUGUCAUGAAAGAGGAGGACGAGACCAACCCCCUGAAUCGGCCCUUCAUCGGCCCAGAGAAGCUACUCAGUCUGUUCUCUGAGAGUAACUGGGGAAACUACUGUCUGUCCUACCUGCUGACCAACAGGGACUACAGUGGAGUGCUGGGGCUGGCCUUUGAGGGCAAGACAGGGAACUGGGGAGGGAUUUGUUCACGACACACGCUCAUGCGGGAUGGUAGCAACGCCAGUCUGAACACAGGCCUGAUCACGCUGCAGAACUACGGCCAGUACCUGCCCCCCCGACAUGUUCAACUCACCCUGGCCCACGAACUGGGCCACAGCCUGGGUGCCCCUCACGAUGAAGGUUUUGAUUGUGGGAACCUGGGUUCUUCUGGAGGGAAAGGCAGGUUCCUGAUGUUCCCUCACGCUACCAACGAGGUCCGGGAGAACAACGAUAAGUUCUCUCCCUGCAGCAUCAAGCAUAUCAGCCGAGUCCUGAAAGUCAAGAAGGAUGACUGCUUUGUGGUCAGUGAUCAGCCCAUCUGUGGGAAUCAGAUUGUAGAGGAGGGGGAGGAGUGUGACGUGGGCCACAACGAGACAGACCUCUGUUGCCACAGCGCCAAGGAAUCUGUGGGCAUCCAGUGUCACCUGAAACCAGACAAGAAGUGCAGUUCCAGCCAGGGUCUGUGCUGUGGGCCAGCGUGUGUCUUGAAGCCGUCAGGGGUCAGCUGUGAGGAGGAGUCAGACUGUCAGCUGGAGAGUGUGUGCUCUGGCCUCUCCCCCAUCUGCCCCAAGCCUGCAGCCAAGGCCAACAUGACCGAAUGCAGUCUGGGCACCCGGGUGUGUCUCAACGGGAAUUGUGCUAAGUCACUGUGUGUGAGGUACGGCCUGGAGCAGUGUGACUGUCUGGGAGAGUCCAAGAAAGAAAAGUGCCACAUGUGCUGCCGACAGCCGGACAAGCCUGCAACCUGUGCCAGCACCACAUCCUCUGUCUUGACCAGGCAUUUCCAGGGAAAGCGUGUAGCCUUGGUUGCCGGGGCGCCGUGUUCAGCCAAGCAGGGCUACUGCGACAUGUUCCAGGUGUGUCGCAUCCUGGACGCUGAUGGGCCCAUCGCCAGGCUGAAGAACUCCUUCCUCCACCUGGUAGACCUGGAUGAGUUUGACGACCUGGCUGAGUGGAUAAAGACUCACUGGUGGGCCAUUCUCCUGGCCAUCAUGACUCUGUCUGCCGUGAUGGUCAGUACCGUGUGCCUGUGUGGACGUACCCUGGACAUGGGUGACCCAGAGUAACCACCUGUAUCUCCAACAGUGGUGGUUGGUGCCGUUCAAGAUUAGGGAGAACUAUUUAUUUUUUUAUGAGCAUGGCCUUAUUUCUAUUACAGCAUCUUGGAUGAUUGUCAUUCAUAUUGCAUUCACUCAGAUCAAUGUAAUGUAGUGUCGAGUCAAAUGUUGCUAGUUAUGCUGUAACAAAGGAGUCCGCUUAU